AUGCCAGGCCCCAUCAAAACCGCCAUCGUCCUUGUGGAUCCGUACAACGACUUCCUGCAUCCAGAUGGCAAAUUGACGCCCCUACUAAAAGAUCUCCAUGACAGGCAAACCGUCAAACAUAUCAAAGAGCUAGUAAGGGCUGCACGUUUCCACAAAAUUCCCAUUUUCUAUGGGCUUCACCAGACAUGCUCCGAGAACAGCUUCUUUGACUGGAAACACAUGACGCCCAAUAACGUCAAACAACAGAGACUGCAGUUUUUCAAAGAGGGAUCGUUCGGGGCUGAAAUAUAUGAAGGAAUGCAACCAGAUCCAGAGAAUGGGGAUGUUGUAGUCAGUCGGCAUUGGAAUAGCAGCUCGUUCCAGCAUACCGAUCUCGAUUUCCAACUUCGGCAGCGCGAGAUCACAAAUCUUGUUUUCGCUGGCUUGACAGCGAAUACCUGUCUUGAGGCUACCGCUCGAGAUGCAUUUGAACUUGGCUACAACAUUACUCUCCUAAAGGACGCCACUGCGGGGUGGUCCAAGGAGCUGACAAACGCAGCGGUCGAUCUGGUGUGGCCUUUGUUUUCGCAGAGAGUGCUCACUGUAAAUGAGUGGAUUGAAAGCCUGUGA
Aspergillus affinis is the source of this 609-nucleotide messenger RNA. RefSeq names its product isochorismatase family cysteine hydrolase. The coding region runs from base 1 to 609 and encodes 202 amino acids. The record is from RefSeq and is a predicted model, not a curated record. NCBI's taxonomy places the organism in Eukaryota, Fungi, Ascomycota, Eurotiomycetes, Eurotiales, Aspergillaceae. The transcript has 4 exons.